Brassicogethes aeneus is the source of this 12176-nucleotide messenger RNA. The record is from the annotation of a GenBank genome assembly. NCBI's taxonomy places the organism in Eukaryota, Metazoa, Arthropoda, Insecta, Coleoptera, Nitidulidae.
GUAAGUUUAUUUAUAUGGUUAAGUUUCAAUUAUUGAUUGGUUUAAAGAAGAUAUCAAAUUUGUUCGCAAAAGCUUUGUUUAGGUUUAACAAAAAUAAACGUGUUUCUUAUGUUGCCACCUUGGAGCAGGGUUUUUUAUUUUACAACUUAUAACGAACAUAAUUUGACAGAUGAUCGUAAAUGUUAAUUUUCUAUUGAAUUUGAUAGUUUUUUUUGCAUAUAAGACAUUCCAUUUUGAGUCGGUAUGUAAGUGAUGAUAUCAAAUAGCUCAAGUUCCUACAAGCAUAAAGCUUCAAAAAACCAUGAUUUUGACUAUGAUCACUCAGAUGAAAAUUACGACAAUAACAGUGUAGAUGAUGAAGCUGUAGAAAGCAAUCAUAAGUACAAUGUUUAUUCACGUGAUGGCAGAUACAGAGGAGGUAUUGGACGUGCCAAGUCCACCGAGUUUAGAUCAUCGAAUAGAUUGCAUGAUAGAAGAGGUGGCUACAGAGGCAGAGGGGGCUCUUCUAGAAGAGGUGAUAGGGAUUAUUCUGACAACCUAUAUUCAACCAGAAAAUAUGAUUUGAGAAACUCAGACUCUGGAGGAAAUUAUAGAGGAAAAUUUUAUGAGCCAGAGAAAAAAGUCGACUUCAAAUACAGCUUGCCUGAGGACACGCGAAUAUCGAAGCUUUUAAGACGACUAUCGUCGGAAGUUGAUCAAGACAACUCAUUGGCCAUAUCUAAAAAGCUAUUGGAAGUGCUACUGAUUCCCGACAAUGCCAUCUACGUCAGAAAAGCAUUUCACAUACUCGGGGAGUCAAUGUACGACAUUGUGCACGUUUCGCCUGGGCCUCUGGCCAAACAACAAGCCGCCAGAGCACUUGGUAGGAUGGGAUACAUAAUGGGACAAGAGAACGAUUUCGAGAGGUACCAGCACUGGUUGUUUUCAAAGAUGGUUAGUUCGCAUGAAGAAAUACAAAUAUUGCUAAUGAAAUCCUUUAAAGAGACGUUUAGUAUGGAGGCUAAGAAACCAGUUCUUGAGAACCAUGCAGACAACUUAAUAAAUAGCCUGGUUGCAACCAUAGAGACUACCGAAAACACUGAAAUAUUUAAAGCAAUUUUGGACACACUGAUGAGUUUUGUUGAACUAUACCCUAGAAAUUUUUAUGAUCAAUUUAGGGAUACUAUAGAUCUCUUAUUUGGUUGGCAUGUUGAUCACACCCAAUCUCUAAGCAACAUUGAAUUUAUAUCCAGAAAUUUAUUACGAACAUCCCAUCAUUUCAAAUAUAAUUUGGAUUUUUCUGUUUCGUUGAUAGAAAAUUUUCUUGAGGAUAUUGCUAAUUACUCCACGCAAAUUGAACACGUCACGGUCUUAAUACUUGCUCUUAAUACUAUUUUAAAAUGUCUUGAUACAGAUUUUUACCCUGUAAACAAUAAAUUUGGAAGUGUUGAAUUCGUAAACAAAUGCUUAUGGAAGAUUGCCAAUGUGUUUCAUGAUUUUUUAAAAGAAGGUGUACAGGAUAAUUUAAUAAUAGCGGCUAAUGAGUGCAUAUCGUUGCUUUUGGCUGCCAUAGAAAAUAAAUCUCAGAAGCUAACUACAAAAAUUUUCGAAUUAACCGACGACGAAUUGGCACUGAUUGACGAUUUUUCGGAUGCAUCAAUAGUAUCCCUGCUUUUAUUUAUAUCUAAAACUGUUAAAGAGCUUUCAACCAAUUUACCAAUUGAGUUAAUAGAAAAAUUAAUUGGACCUGAGUCAAAAGUCUUGUAUCUAAGACAUUCGCCAGUUAAAAACAUUCAGAAUGCUGUCAUUUGCGUUUAUCAGUCUCUCUUGAACGUUAAAAAUGUUUCGUUACUUCAAGAAGCGUAUAGAUAUGUACUUGGAGAUCUAGAAGUGGCAUUUAGGCAAAUUGUGCCAAACUUGGAGUUCUUAACACAAAACAACCCUUUUUCUGAGAGAAAAAUUAACAAAUCGGAAAACUUUGAGUUAACAGUACUAUUUCUUUUAAGAUGCUUAUCGCAAUUGGCAAACGCAAGCUCGAUCAUUGUUAUGUGGGCGCUGAAGCCAACAAUACUGGAAUUAGUAGGCGUAAAUUUGCAACCAUAUAAUCCGCUUCUUGCCAAAAAUACACCAUCCCUGCAGUACAGUUUGCUUUAUUUGUUGUAUUCGCAUUGUAAAUGUUACAACCACUUUAUAUCAAACAGCUCAUUGGUGACCAACAAAAAAGAACUGCCGAAUAUGAUGAAAUUGUUUACCAUUAGUGACGGAUUAAAUAUGAACGAUGUUCCAAAUACAUCUCCAAAUUCAGGGAACUUUGCAAUUAUUCUUAAUAUACUUUACAAAACAUUAAAUACUACCACGUCUUGUGAAGUUAAACUUUUACUGCUUCAGUGGAUGAACGAUAUUUUAAUAAAUUCUGAAAAUUAUCUUGAAAACCUAUAUGACAACGAACAGUUUCAACAAAUAACCAACAUUUUAGUAAAAUGUGGCUACAAGUUUCAUCCAAAAAUAGCAGAAAUGGUGUGUGAGAAUUUGGACAAACUUUUAAGCAACAAGCAGCUGUCAUGGACUAACAUUUUUCUAAGUAAUGUUUGCGAUUUGUGCAAACUUCACCUAAACUCUAAUCACCAAGAAUUAAGACAGUGCUAUGGAAAUUUGGUUUCUAACAUACCAUGGGAUAUUGCUAUAGUUGAGCUUAACAAAAAGAAUACUGGUUAUACCAAGAAAAUUAGGAGGAUGCAGUCAAAAGACUACAACAAUUAUAUGCUUUAUAUGGCCCAGCAUUUACAUUUAAACGGUAACAUCGAAGGUGAAAUUUAUUCACUACAAUUUAAAGCGUUUAUGGACUAUUUACUAAACAAUGAAGAUUAUCCUCACCAUUGGUUACAAGAAUUAUUUGCUUGUUGUUGGACAUACGAAGGGCAAAUGAACAUGGAGUUAUUUUAUGAACUUGCUAUUAAUUCCAGACAAGUGCUAAGUAAUUGGGUUACACUUGAAGCAGCUCAAUUUUGCGUAAACUAUAAGCUAAGAACGCCGCUAGGAAAGCCCAACGAAACAUUUACUAAGAUUGAAGGUGCCUUAAAUCAACUGGGCAAUGACUUAAUUGCCUUAAAGAAAACUGGUAAGAGUGAUACUGCUAACACAGAUGCGGAUAGAGUAAAAAUGCUGUUGCAAUUCGUAGAACAUCUCGAAAAAUCGAUAUACAAUGCUUCUGAAGGCACAGCUCUUGCAAUGCCACAGCCAACUAAAGUGGUCAAGUCCUUUUUUAUUGCUAAUACCAACACUUGCAAUGAAUGGCUGUCCAGAAUACGAAUGGUUGUCAUACAUAUUGCUCUACAUUCAGGAGAAUCUAACAUUGCUUUAAGACAUGGUCAAAGUCUUUUAAGAGAUUUUGUGAACAGCGGCAAAUCCAACAGUCCAGAAUUUGAAAAGGUUUUAAUUUUCGUUACAAUUGCUUUUCUUAACUUAAAAGAAACAGAAGCUUUGUAUGGAGUGUAUGCAUGGUGCAAAAAUAUGUUUGCUAAAAGGCUGACAUGGAUAAAACUAGCUGCAGAGCAGGCAUCGAAAAAAUAUGAAAUCGCACUUGAGGGAUAUCUAAAACUAUUAGAAGAAAAUCAGAACCCUGACGAGAAAAAUAAACCUGACUGCCUACCUCUUGAACCAGAUACCUUAAAUUUUAUCCAAGAUCAAAUAGUUGUAUGCUAUAAAGAGUUAAACAAUUGGGCUGAUUUAGUCAAGUGGCAUGAACAGGAUAAACAAGAAAACAUAGAAAAUGGUAGGAAAUACUGGUUUAAUUCGACUGAUUGGGAUUGUAACAAGAGCCUGGCCAACUUGGAUAUUAGCAAUCAUGCGUUUAAAAGUUUAUCUACAUGGGAGUACAAGGAGGAAAACAAAUCUUGGAGCGUCUAUGAAACAUUAUCAGCUGUUGAGACUAAUUUGUUUAAUGUUGCUGUUAAUAUAACUUCAAAGACAGUCGAAGAUUCCACAACAAAACUUAAUACCAAUAUUUCGACCAUACAAAGAUCCAUACAAGAACAUUUAAAUUCAGCUCCUACAGAGUUUUUGCAAAACUUUUCGCUUCUUUUAUAUGUAGCAAAUGGUUUAAAAAAUGUCGCCAACAACUCUCCAGCACAUACUGUAUUCUUAGUGUCAGAAAACUUCGAAAAUGAAAUAGAAAAAGUAGAUUCGUCUGUUUUAAGAAAAAUUUUGUGGUGGUCUGAAUACUUUGGAGCUGUCCAAAAUCAAGGUUUUAACAUCUUCUGUAGCAAUCUUAGAUUAGAUAUAAUAAAACGAGCAAGAAAGGAAAAAAACCACAAGUUGGCUCAUUUGCACCUUACGAAAUUCUUUAGAGACAAGGAUGUACAGCUGGAAAACUUUGAAUACGGAAGUAUUGCAAAUACCUUUAUUGAAAAGGUCGGUGAUAUUCAAAUAUGGUCAGUGGAUGUAGCUAAAGCGGCUUCGGAAAUAAUAAAACUCUCCUACAUUCAAGAGGAAAACAGAAAUCAUACGUUUAAUUUAUGCGCGGCCACCUCUACAGCAAUAUCAAAGUACGCGGAACUGUUUGGUGGAAUGGAGCUGAGAAAAAUAAGCAGCAAAAUCUUAAUAAAAUUAGCAGCUUGGUUGCAAAUAAAUGAAAAUAUAUCUUUAACUGAAAUGAAUAGUCCGCUAGGAAAACUUAUUAUGGUCCUACCAGAAAUCGGCAUGAUGGAAAAUAUUGCUGCCAAUAUUAUUCCAUUAAACGAAAUGGCGAUUGGAAAAUUGUUACAAUUUAGCGUUCAUCAUUGUACAACGUUAGCGAAAAGCUGGAACGCUUUCGGAACUUGGUGCUAUAGAUGGGGCAAGAAAAUCGUUGAUCACAGCUCCGAUAUUAAAAACAAUCUAACGGAUGAACAAUGUUUGGAAAUUAAAAAACUUCUACCUUCAGAUGCCACUGAAGAAGAUUGUGAAAAAAUAAUGCUAAUAAUUUCGCAAACGCGGUCUAUUAUAGAUGAGGAAGACAUCGAUUCCAAUGAAAUCAAUACUUCGGAAAUGAUACAGGGUCAGUUGCAAUGUGUGGAUGUUUUGAAAUACGCCAAUGAUGAUGUUUUACACGGUUUGGUGCAGAUUUGGAGAAAUACGCAAAAGAGAAUAUACGCGUACUACUUUUUAAGUGCCGAUGCUUACUUUAAAUAUUUGCAUUUAGCCUCGAAUUUAGAAAAUAUAACUAAAAGUACAGAGUGCUAUACUAUUACGGUAACUUUAAGAUUACUUCGUUUAAUUGUGAAAUAUGCCCUUGAAUUGCAAAAUAUUCUCGAGGAAGGCCUGCAAACAACACCAACUCAACCUUGGAAAGUUAUUAUACCACAGCUGUUCUCUAGGUUAAAUCAUCCCGAGGGUUACGUUCGUCAUCGGGUUUCUGAUUUAUUGUGCAGAGUUGCCGAAGAUGCUCCCCAGCUUAUUACGUUUCCCGCCGUGGUAGGAGCUUUAGAAGGUGGUUUAAAAUUCGAAUUUUCCGAAAUUACCUUACCGAAAGAUUGCUUAUCCCAAAACAAUGACAGAAUAGAAGAUAAUGAGCUUAAUGAAGAUGAUGAUUACGACAGCGAUAAUGAAGAAUCCACCAAUACUUUACAGACCUGCUUUAAAACUAUGGUAGAUACAUUGAGCAAACAAGAUUCUGAAACUAUCACACAAGUGCAAACUCUUGUAAAAGAGUUAAGACGUAUUACUUUGCUCUGGGAUGAGCUUUGGCUUGGGACUUUGGCUCAGCACCAAACCGAAAUUAGUAAAAGACAGCAACAACUCGAGUUCGAAAUUGAGAAGGUCAACGAAAAUACAAAUUUAAAUAGCGAAGAAAAAAUAUCCUUAAUAGCUGAAAAACAUCGCAUCAUCAUUAAACCGAUUAUUUUUAUUUUGGAACAAUUAUUGGAUGUUACUUCAGUGGACGCUGAAACUCCUCAUGAAAAAGAGUUUCAAGAAAAGUAUAUGGAUGAUAUUAAAUCCGUUAUUGCUAAAUUGAAAAACCCUGAAACUCCAGAGAAACCUCAGGAAUCACUUUUACCGCUAAAGACUCUACAAAAGAAAUUCCAACAAAAAUUCCACAAACGCGCUUCAUACAGUUUAAAAAUGCAAGAUAUAAGCCCCAUUUUACACGGCAUCAAAGACACUGUAAUAGCUAUGCCUGGAAUUGCAACUACAGCCAAAAAUAUUACCAUUGCUUACGUUUCGAAUGUAGUUUCCAUACUUCCAACGAAAACCAAGCCCAAGAAGUUAAUAUUUUAUGGAUCAGAUGGGCAGACUUACACCUACCUAUUUAAAGGAUUGGAAGAUUUGCAUUUGGACGAAAGGAUUAUGCAGUUUUUGAGCAUCGCCAACACAAUGAUGGCUCAAAAUACAGAUCCGACCGGUCACAACUUGUACAGGGCUAGGCAUUACUCUGUCAUACCUCUGGGACCGAGGUCAGGACUUAUUUCCUGGGUAGAUGGAACAACGCCGGCUUUUGCUUUGUAUAAACGUUGGCAACAAAGGGAAAUUGCAAAACCCAGCACCAAAAACGCUGUCAAUACUACAACCAGUGUAUUAAGACCAUCUGAGUUAUUCUACAACAAAUUAAAUCCCUUGCUGCAAGAGCAUGGCGUGAAAAAUCCAGAAAACAGAAAAGAAUGGCCUUUGGCAGUGCUAAAACAAGUCCUAACCGAACUUAUGUCUGAAACUCCCAGCGAUUUACUUUCCAAGGAAUUGUGGUGUAACUCCAUUAGUGCUGGCGCGUGGUGGCAAAUCGUCAAGAGAUACUCAUAUUCCGUAGCUGUCAUGAGCAUCAUCGGGUACAUCAUUGGUUUGGGCGACAGGCAUUUGGAUAACAUGCUGGUGGACCUGAAUACUGGAGACGUGGUUCACAUAGAUUACAACGUUUGUUUUGAAAAAGGAAAAACACUGCGAGUUCCGGAAAAGGUUCCUUUCCGUCUAACUCCCAACAUAAAGGAAGCAUUGGGUGCUACUGGAGUUGAGGGUAUUUUCCGUUUGGCCUGCGAAAACGUAUUAAAGACAAUGAAAAAGGGCAGAGAAACGCUGCUAACGCUUCUCGAAGCUUUCGUAUACGAUCCGUUGAUAGACUGGACCGUGGGUGGUGAGGUUUUGGCAGGAACAACUUUUGGAGGGGUGGCCACUACAGGUACCUCGAGACAAAGUAAAAAGGACUUGGAACGCGAAGUCACUCUAUCCAUGUUUAAUGUACGAUGUACCGAAAUGAGAGCUGAAUGGAACGAGAACAAAGACGAGGUGUUGAGCGAACUACCAAAAUUGGAAGCCAGUUUGAACCACUGGUUGAGCAUAGAAAAGGUUAUAGCAAAAAGUGAUGAUUUACUUCAAGAUUUGCAUCAGCAGUUGGCGUUAGUAAAGGAAGCUGAAGCUCAUGGUGCCAAUAAACACCCCCUGUACAAGUUGCCAAUGAAAUAUGCAGCCUACCACAAAUCACAGAGUGCUAUGAAUUUAGCUAAGAAAGAUCUGGAAACAAUUAUCACAGAUUACCAAAGACACUUGCUUGUUUACGACGAAGCUCUUAAAUCAUUUGAGAAAGGCACUUCAAAUGCCCUCUUGAUAAAUAUUAGUAGUAACGGAUGCGAUACAAACAUAUUUGAUUUGGUUCGUGAGUUUCUUCACAAUGCUGGUAAAGACGAUGUAAUCUUACAAUGCCAGCAGUCCGAAACCGAAAUGGAUGAAUUAUGCCAAAACAUUAACAUUUUCUCUAAAAAAUGUUUGCAGCAUUUACAAAACUAUUAUAGUAUAUUAUCAACCAGUCCUAAAUCUUACCUGGACAAUCACAGAUUAAAAUUAUUUGUACAAUGGGCAAGUUUACUUCUUGAAAAACGCAACAUUGAAUCUUGCGAGUAUGUCUUUGAAAAUUUCAAUGUCCUAUUGGAAAACAAUUUGUCCACUAACGUAUUUAAAUUCGCAAUUGGUUUAGAUAGUCUUUAUCAAGAAACAGUUGGACACGUUAAUAAACUAUUUGAAGAACUUACUAAACUAAGCACAAAAGAACCAACAAUUGUGCUUGAAAAACUCUAUUCUAACGCGAAACUAAGUAUUUCAUCAUUUUUGGCUUCCGAAAAAGGUGCAGCCAGUGCUUUUGAAUUUGUUAUCGCCAGCGAAUUGGUUCUUCUCAACAGAAACUUCAUUACACUAGAAAUUGCUGCCCAUCGCAGCGACAAAGUGCUCAUAAAGCUGCAAACAAGAGAAGGAGAUUGGUUCUUGGAUGACUUGGUAAUGAACAGCAUGAGAGCUGUAGAAAUGGUAAACACCCUUCUUUUAAGACAGACCACAGACGACAGAAAAAUGUUGCGUGUACUGAGUGGAGUUAAGAUUGCCAAUAAUAUUUAUCAGGGUCUUUUUGAUUUACAAUCCAACUUCCAUACGAUUAUUCUUCCGGAAAGUAUGAAAAAAAUUCAAAGUGAAGAACCGACUGUUCUUCAAAUGAUCAACGACUUAAACGAAUUAAUUUCAAGUUUGGAUUUAAGUAUACCGGAAUUAAUUGAACAGUUGGGCAAAAUUUUGCAGUCAAUUUUAAUGCAAAUGGAUGUAAAUAAAUCUUAUGACUAUAUACUAGAAAUGGUAUUAAACAUAAGAUUAAAGUUCCAGACUUUAAUAGGUCUUCAAACGGAAAACUUAAGUCAGGGAAAAAUGCUUUUGAUGGGAUUCAAUGGGUUAUUUGAAAAGCUAUCCCAAGAAAUGAACAAUUUAGUAAGUACUUUAAGCGAUUUGGAAACACCAAAAUCUUGGAAGAAAAUAGAUCAAGUAAAAGAGGCAAAAAGUAUUUCUGCCCACAUCUUUAAUCCUGAUGUAAGAAAAAUUCUUGACGAUAUAUUUUUACUGAAACGGAUCCAAACCAUUUCUGACUUUUUAAGAAUUUGUCAGGAUAUGUGCCAAUCCUUUAAAAAGAAUGCAAAUUUGGUAAUUUAUAAUGAUGAACAAUUGGCCAAACCGGUUAGACAGUUUAUAGCAGAUUUUAUAUCUUCCCAAUUAUUGGGAAUAACCACAGAGACUAUAGCAUACACAGUUUGUUGCAUUUUACAGAAUUUAGGCAUUGACUUGACUCUUGAAAUUGAGCAAAGAGACAUAGGAGCAGAGCAUAAAGUUCCUCUAGACGAAAUUUGCCACAAGGCAUGGAAUGUUUGCCUGAAGAAAGGUAUUUUUACUCACAAUGUUUGGUCUCAGGCUCAGAGUUUGGAAAAUAACUUAAAGAAUGCAUGGGAAAAAAUAAAAAACCCCAAAAAAUUGGAACAAAAACUUGCUCAGUUGCAAUCAACAGCCAUUAGAUUGCAAAAUCAAUUAAUGGUGCAUAAUUUUAUGUAUGAUGUACAUGGCAUUAAUUCGGUGAGAAAUAAACUUUUAGCAGAUUGUCACAAGGAAUUGCUAGCCCUUCAAACUGUGCUUACCAAAUUGGCAGAGGCUAGGGAAAAACAACAAAUUUUAAUUGAUAAUGCUUACCAAAGGUUAAAUUGGGCUAAGGGUGCAAAUCCAAAUGUAGGUGAAAUAUCAAAAGCGUUUGAGAAUGCCGUCCAAUUAAGAGAUAACCAAUUAAAUAUCGAGCAGAAAGCUGCUGCUAAUAUUCUUUCUAUCGGAAAUUCAAUUUUACAAUACGAAAUUUUACGGAAUAAUAACGUGGAGUCGAAUGCAUACAAUAAUGCUUUCUCCGAUAGUUUUGAAAAUUGGCGAACUGCUUGUCAAUACGGGAAUGAAAGAAUUGAGAGCAUGUCUCAUACUGAGGAGUGCAUAAUGAAUUUACUUUCAACGGAACUACUGAACGAUCCAAAAUGGUUAAACGUGAUUUCAGAUCAGAUUACAAAGAAAAUAUCGUUUGAGCAGAAGAAACUAACCGAAGCUAAAACCUUCAUAGUAUCCGAAAGACUGAAUUUGCAAAGCAUAAUAGAAAAUCUUAAGUUGAUUUACGGUGUUCAGGGGCGAUUAAUGUCGGACGUUAAGAAUUUAAUUAAAGCCAUGACUAAAAUUGAAGAUUACAGCGUGCAAACUCAUUAUUUUAUCGAGGAAUACCGUCAAUACAUCGAGCACUUUAACCUGCUUUUUGCCGCUUUUAAAAAGGACGUCCGCAUGGAGGAAAUCAACGAUGCCAUCAAACAUGUAGAGUUUAUUAAGACGCAUACAGAACACGUUUAUGAUAUGUUGUUUGAUUUGGAGGUUAAAAAAGGUAGAACAUCUUUGGUGCGGCGGGAUUGUCUUUUAAAUCUUAAAAUGCCAUUAAAACAAGACAGCACCACUAAAGGGCAGCAAAGGAACGCUUAUGCUGUCGGCGUAUGGCGUCGGGUGAAAAUGAAAUUGGAAGGUCGAGAUCCAGAUCCAGGCAAAAAAUAUACAGCACAAGAACAGGUUGAUUAUGUAAUAAAAGAGGCGACCAGUUUAGAAAAUCUGGCUCUGCUGUAUGAGGGCUGGACACCGUGGGUGUGAGAGAAUCAACUUGCGGCAGUACAGCCUGCCUGGAUCUCCCUUCAGUAACAGUAGAGCGCUAGCGCGCGAUCCGCAUAAUAGCGUGUGAUUGAAGCAGCACCAACAUCUAACUUAACUAGCUUCUCCGAUCAAGUCGCUUAGUUUUAUUGUAUAUGCAACGGGUCAACUAAAUUCAAGUCGGUCAAAACUAUUGAAAUUGAAAUUUGAGUAAACAAACGGAAUGUGAUUUAGAUUUUUGCAUUAAUGGGUAAAACUUUGCACCUUGCAAAUCUAGUAAAGUAAUUAAAAGUUCAUGCUGCUUUUCAUUUUUAUUAUCAAUGGUUAAAUGUCAGAUUUGACAAAACGCUGUCCACGGGGCAGAAGUAAAUUAAAAAAAUAAUAAAGAAGUUUUUAAGUAUGUUUUAACUUCUUGUAUUGUCAAUGACGAUUCGUCAUAUUUGUACCACUAAAAGCCUUUUGGUACACUUGGUAUUUUACAAAAAUUAAUGUCGUUAGGAAGCUGUUCUGGGUUAUUUUUAAUUGGGAUUCAAUAUUCUUUUUGCGCUUAGUACAAAAUUAAAAAAAAAAUUAUUUUGCAAUUUCAUUUAUGUAACUGUUACAUUGUAAGAAUUGGUUUUUAUCAAUUUGAGGUCGCAAAAUUCAAAUAUGAUUUUAGUUUUUUUAAUGUUAGCUUUUUAAUAUUUGACGUAAGCAAAUAAAUAAAAUAGACAAAACGAUUCUGUUAUAAAAUGAUCCAAGUUUUAUUAUUUUUUUGUGUUUUAUAUCUCUAUGUGUCUCAUUGUUUUGCUAAAGUUUUUUCCAACUAUAAAUAGAAAACUAAACAAAGAUGCAAUAUCUAAAAGAAGCUAAUAUUAAAAAUGUAAUGUCAUAUUUGCAUUUUAUUAUCCAUAAAUUAAUUAAUUGUCUUUUAAAAGAAAUGAUAAUAACAAAGUUUAAUUUUAUUGUUCUUAUUUUUGUUUAACGAAAUGUAUAGUGUUAAUUAAUAGAAGCUCUUGGUUUUGACUACAUCAAAACAAAUUAAUAUUUUAAUAUUUCUUUUUUAACUGAGUCUUAUUAAAAAUUUACCCUGAACGUACUUUAUAUUCCUUAAAUACAUGUACCACAUGAAUAUUCUGUGUGAGAAAAAAUAUAAAAAUAAAUGAGUCUGCUUUAGGCAAAUUAAUUUUUUCUUAAUAUUAAUUAUCUAGUUUUUUUAAACAUUUAUAUAUUAUUAUUUUAAGUAGGAUUUCGUUUAAUUUUUGUUAGAAUUCUUAAAUUUUAUUAUUGGCAGUAUAUAUAAUAUAUUAUAAAGAUCAUGUUACACCCAAUAAUUUUCUACAAAACAACAAUAGUAAUACAUACAUAUAUUAAAUGUUUCUUUAAAAUAUAAAAUAUCCAAUCAAAUUAUUAUUCAAAAUUCAAGAAAAUCAUUAAUAAAGUGCGUCAUAUGCAUAUUUCCUCAUUUGUAGGUCAAUGUUUUUAUUACAUAUAAAACAACCAUCAAAGGAUAACUUUAAAAUCUUUCUUUAAACUUCAAAAAUUUCUUUUAAUUUUGAUCAUUUUUAAGAUGUUUUAUUUCAAAUUAUAAUAAAUAAAAUACUUUGUUUUAGGUGUAGACUAAUAUUUCAAUUUUGUUAAUAGGGUAAUUUACCAUUAAAUUUGUGGAUAUUUGUCAAGACAUAAUAAACAAUACAUUUCAGUAUACAUUACAAUUAAAUAAAUUGACUUGUUAAUUAUGUUUAUACAUGUUUCUAUCAAUGUAUUUUUAACUCAAUAUAGUGUUAUAG